Molecule: messenger RNA, 543 nt
Organism: Paramecium tetraurelia
Lineage: Eukaryota; Ciliophora; Oligohymenophorea; Peniculida; Parameciidae
Exons: 1
Source: RefSeq, a predicted model, not a curated record
AUGAUAUCGAAUGAUACUUUGACUCCUAUGCAACAAACUGCUUAAUUUUAUAUACCUCCUGGGUUUAGUUUUCAUAAAAGAAGCCUAAAAAGACUCACUCCACAAAAUGACAAGGAUGAAUUACAAACAUUAAAUGUAAACCCAGCCCUGAACAUUAAGUCAAAUAGUUAACCAAAUUUAUUAAAUCUAACAAGGGAUAAAAAUUUCUCUUUUCAUUUUGACUCCGCAUAACAACCAGUGUAAUAAAACUCAAUAAAAAAACAAUUAUGUCUACUGGGGAUAUAGCAGAGAUUACUAUUUCCAAGAAUCACUUUUAAAAAAUAGAAUUCUCUCGACAUUGAUUCAAUAAAUAGCGUUUCAUCUCCUGAGAAAAGUAAAAAAAUGUUAAAAGCUUUAUUAAUGCCUUAAAAAAAAGUGUAAAAUGUUGUACAUUAAAACAUUCAUCGUUCUACAAAGUCUUAAGGUAGAAGUUUUCUAUAAAGUCGACCAUAAUUAAAUUUAUUGAACAGAAUAUUCUCCUCGAAAUCUUAACAUGAAUUAUGA